UCUUCUUUACAAUGGAUUGCUUAGCUUCACCACCCUCGCCGCCAAAUACAAGAAUGCACUGGUCUACAACUCAUGCUGACGAUAGGGUGGAUGAAGCUGUUGAACAGCUGUUACGUCUCUACAAUACCCGUGACUCCGCUUUACCACGACCUUCACACCAUCAUAGAACUAUUUCAGUUGACCUUGGCAAUGCUCACCGUCGCAGCACCCACCGUGCUUCAACGUCCUGGCUUAGUGCAAACGCAGGGUUCGAACAAGAGAUUUACCGCGUCAAGGAGACCACGACUACCAAAGUGGCAACAAAAAAUAACAACAUAGACUACACUCCCCCUGCAUCACCAAAGCACUCUCCUAAACCAAGACGAAUGGUCACGUUUGAAGACCAAGUUGUCAAAGACACCGCAUUGCCAACUCCUCCUGCUUCACCUGUAUGUGAAGAAAAAAUGGUUUCGCGCGACCAUGCUGCGCACAGACAAAAUCGGUUUUUCGCCUUGCUGCAUGUAGAAAAGCCGAAACUACUCUCCAAGCGAUCGCGGUAGAUGGUAUGCGCCUGCCCAUCCACCAUGUUAUUCCCACUUCAUACCUCUUUGUACACAUUUUUCUGUCUAUUCCCUUCGUUACCAACCCGUAUUUCUUUGUCAACAUUCCCCGAACAAAGUUCAUACUAGGAAUGGUUGUGAUGUUUUUCUUUCUUUACCCAAAAAUACAUGUCUGUAAAUAUUUUAACGCAA
Umbelopsis ramanniana AG is the source of this 731-nucleotide messenger RNA. RefSeq lists its product as uncharacterized. Bases 12 to 539 code for a protein of 175 amino acids. The transcript has a single exon. The record is from RefSeq and is a predicted model, not a curated record. Lineage: Eukaryota; Fungi; Mucoromycota; Umbelopsidomycetes; Umbelopsidales; Umbelopsidaceae.